Fonticula alba is the source of this 491-nucleotide messenger RNA. RefSeq names its product GABA(A) receptor-associated protein (autophagy-like protein 8). The coding region runs from base 68 to 448 and encodes 126 amino acids. Lineage: Eukaryota; Rotosphaerida; Fonticulaceae. The record is from RefSeq and is a predicted model, not a curated record. Gene Ontology annotation, biological process: cellular response to nitrogen starvation. The transcript is spliced from 3 exons.
CCCCCCUCCCUCCCCCUCCUGUUCAGAAGCACCCUCCGGCCUCUCCCCUCCCCUCCUCCCAAUCAACAUGUCCCGCACCUCCAAGUACAAGACUGACAAUGACCUCAGCAAGCGUCAGACCGAGUCCAAGAAGAUCCUCGAGAAGCACCCGGACCGCGUCCCCGUCAUCUGUGAGAAGGCUGACAACUCCUCCAUCCCCGAGAUUGACAAGAAGAAGUUCCUCGUUCCCGGCGACCUGACUGUCGGCCAGUUCGUCUAUGUCAUCCGCAAGCGCAUCAACCUCGGCCCCGACCAGACCCUCUACGUCUAUGUCAACAAGGGUCUCCCCCCCACUCACACUCCCAUGAAGGUCAUCUACGACGACAACCGCGAUGAGGAUGGCUUCCUCUAUGUCACCUACUCCGGGGAGAACCUCUUCGGCAGCGACGAGAACACCGAGUCUCAGUAAAUGUGUGGUCUCUCGGGCUUUGCGUCCCCCCCCCCCCCGCUUU